AUCUGAAGAUAUGAUUCCAUGUCAAAUUUUGGAUCAUUUAUUUUCUUCAGUAUAUCAAAAAUUGGACUAAGAAUCAAACGGAAAAAUGUACGUGACUUCCAAUUUGGUGUAUAUCUCCUUGAUAUUUUUAAAUGUGAAUGCAGAUAUACUAGUAAAUAUCCCAAACGGUACAAUCCUAGGCCGACAGGAAUAUUCUCAAAGAGGAAUAACGUUUUAUGCCUUCCAACAAAUUCCUUACGCAAAACCACCUAUCGGGAAUUUGAGGUUCCAGUCACCACAACCAGCUGAAAGAUGGGAAGGUAUUUUGAAUGCAACAGUAAAUACCAAGGUUUGUGUUAUACAAGGAUAUAUACAAGAGCCAACUCUUGUAGAAUCUGAAGAUUGUCUAUAUCUCAAUAUUUAUACACCUAGAUAUCCUUCGCAAGAACUCUCUCUACCAGUAAUAGUAUAUUUCCACGGAGGAGGCUUCGUUGUCGGAGAUGGAACUUUCAAUACUAAAGGACCGCACUACUUUAUGGAGCAUGAUGUGAUUUUGGUGACGUUGAAUUAUAGAAUUGGACUAUUAGGAUUUUUAUCAACCGAAGAUGCAGUAAUUCCUGGUAACUACGGACUGAAGGAUCAACAACAUGCGUUGAAAUGGGUUCAGGAGAAUAUUAAAUACUUUGGAGGUGAUCCUACUAAAGUAACGAUAUUUGGUCAAAGUGCAGGAGCAGCUGCAGUAACUUAUCAGUUAAUGAGUCAAAAAUCUAAAGGGUUAUUCAGAGGUGCUAUAGCACUUAGUGGUUCUAUUCUCUGUCCAUGGGGUUAUCAAAGAAACGCUAGAAAAUACGCUUACCAAAUGGCAAGAUACCUAAAUUCCAGUUUUAAUGAAUACACCAAUUCUGAGGCAAUACGUGAAUUGUUUUUAAGUGUCACAUUUGAUCAGCUCAAAAUGGCUAGUUUCCAGAUAGAAGCUACAGAAGAUCAAAUGAUAGGAGGUUACUUAUUUUCUCCAGUUAUAGAGCCAGAACAUGAAGAUGCUUUCAUUACAGAGUACCAAUAUGGUGCUAUUGAAAACGGACAUAUGUCCAGAGUACCUCUAAUUAUUGGUAUUUGUUCUGAGGAAAGACUUUGGGAUAUUGGAUCAAAUUUAACGGUAUGCAAAGAAAAGGGUGAGAUGUAUGACAAUAACAUAACCAGAUUUGUACAUGACGAUAUGCACAUAACUGACCAAAACGUGAGAGAAGUAGUAGGUGAAGCGAUAAGGAAAGUAUAUGUAGAUGGACUGAUACAGGAUAAUCCCGGAAAAACUAUCAAAUACUUCAGCGAUAAUUCAUUUGGUCGAGGUAUUAUUCAACAUGCUAAAUUACAAUCACAAUUUAGUGAUGUGUAUUUUUACGAAUUUUCUUAUUAUGGUCGAGAACUAGCUGGAUGGAGACCGUAUGUGGAAGGAGCUGAUAGAAUAAACCAUGCCGAUGAUUUAGCAUAUUUGUUUGUAACGAAAAACAAUUCUAAUUUGGAUACAAUGCCCCCUGCUGACAUAUUGUCUAGUGUUCGAUAUAGAACGUUAUUAACAAAUUUUGCAAAAACUCUGAAUCCUACUUCUGAACAUCAAGAUAUACUUGGUAUUUCAGAGUGGCCUACAGUAAAUCCUGAUAAUUUCCUGUAUUUGAAUUUCAAUAACACGCUCACAAUUCAAAAAGAUCUAAAACAGGACGUGCAUCCGGCUUUAGUAACAAUAUAUGAAAAAUAUGCGAUUAAACCAUUAGAUACUUUUUAAAAAUUAUUAAUAAAUAAAUGUUAAAUAUGAA
Messenger RNA from Diorhabda sublineata, 1790 nucleotides. Its product is annotated as juvenile hormone esterase-like. NCBI's taxonomy places the organism in Eukaryota, Metazoa, Arthropoda, Insecta, Coleoptera, Chrysomelidae. Bases 86 to 1759 code for a protein of 557 amino acids. The record is from RefSeq and is a predicted model, not a curated record. Gene Ontology annotation, molecular function: hydrolase activity. The transcript is spliced from 11 exons.